Messenger RNA from Erythranthe guttata (spotted monkey flower), 2068 nucleotides. It is a transcript of the gene OCT1, whose product is annotated as organic cation/carnitine transporter1. Gene Ontology annotation, biological process: transmembrane transport. NCBI's taxonomy places the organism in Eukaryota, Viridiplantae, Streptophyta, Magnoliopsida, Lamiales, Phrymaceae. Gene Ontology annotation, cellular component: membrane. The record is from RefSeq and is a predicted model, not a curated record. Gene Ontology annotation, molecular function: transmembrane transporter activity.
CAAGAAGUCUUAGGUAGUAAAACAUUAGUGCUAAUUAGUGUGUGUCCUAAUUAAAAGCACAAACAUUGUUAGUUCUGUCCUAGUAAGAUUGCCACCUCCGAGGAAUCAAAAAUCCAGCUUUUCCACAAGUGCUUUAACACGUCAAACAAACAGCACCUUCCACCAAAAGCCAGUGCCACGUGGAUAUUACUAUUAGCCAAGUGUUCCUGUUAAUCUCCAAAUAUUCCAACCAACACACACACACACACACAUAUAUAUAUUAAGGGGCUGUUUGUUUUAAUUUAAUGCAAGAAAAGCUGCAAGAAAUUAAUAAAUAAAAAAUGGAUGAAGAAAAACAAGAACUUGUGGGAAAAAAGCUGCAGCUGACAGUGGAUGAAGUGUUGGAAGGGUAUGUGGGGUCAUUUGGAUUCUCACAGCUUAUUCAGGUGCUUUUGGUUUCACUGGCUAGGAUAUUUGAUUCCCAAAGUACCCUUGUCACCAUUUUCACCGAUGCUCAGCCGAAGUCGUGGCGGUGCGUCUCGCCGGAGUGCGGUGGUGCAGCCACCGUUGGAGGUUCGGUUUGCGGGUUGAAGGCGGGGACUUGGGAGUGGAGCGGCGAGAAUUCGAGCUCCACGAUUGCGGAGUGGGGAUUGGUUUGUGACAGGAGAUUUCUUGCUGCUCUUCCUACUUCAGUCUACUUUCUUGGAUCUCUUAUAGGUUCCGCAGUUUUCGGACGAUUGGCCGAUGGAUCUUUUGGCAGGAAAAAAUCAGUGCUGAUUUCAUGCCUACUGACAUCAAUCACAAUCUUCCUCACUUCUCUCUCCCCAAACAUAUGGAUUUACUCUCUCCUCCGUUUCGCAAACGGAGUAUCCCGUGCCGGAAUCGGAAUAUGCUGUUUAGUCCUCUCUACGGAGGCCGUCGGUCGGAAAUGGCGUGGCCAGGUCAGCCAAUAUGGGUUUUUCUUCUUUGCGACGGGGUUUCUCUCGAUCCCAUUAAUUGCUUAUCCGACAAGAAAUUGUUGGAGAAAUUUGUACAAGAUUAUCUCGUUUCUCCCACUUGUCUAUUCAAUCUUUGUCCUAAUACCCUUUGUCUCGGAAUCUCCAAGGUGGCUUCUUGUGAGGGGUCGAAGCGAAGAAGCCCUCGAUGUUUUGAGAAAUUACGCAAGAAUCAAUGGAAAAGAAAUCCCACCAAAUAUCACCCUUCUAGAACCAUCUAAUAGUAAUAACGGGAAAAAAGACGAAAAUACCCUCUCACCUAUCGAGAAGCUCUGGACCACUAGAUGGGCUGUGAGAAGAAUGGCCCUGAUCAUGUUCACAGGCUUUGGGAUUGGUUUCAUGUAUUACGGGAUUCAACUCAACGUCGAGAAUCUCAGCUUCAACUUAUACUUUACGGUGGCAAUAAAUGCGACGAUGGAGAUUCCGGCGGUUUUCGUCGGCAGCUUUCUGCUCGGCACCACCAACCGCCGCCGCCUCUUCUCCACCUCAGCUUUCCUCGCCGGAGCUUUCUGCCUCUUCUGCAUUGUUUUCUCGACGGAGAAAAAUCGCGGCGGCGGGAGCUUGCCUCAGCUGACGAUGGAGGCCUUAGGGUUUAUGGCCGCUGCGACUGCUUUCAAUGUUUUGUACACAUACUGCGUGGAGCUUUUCCCGACGAAUGUGAGGAACUUUGCUGUGUCUAUGAUGAGACAAGCGUUGAUGUUGGGUGCUUCGAUUUCGCCUUUGCUCGUUGUGUAUGGGAGAUUGAGCCCUUCUCUGUCGUUCUUCGUGUUCGGAGUUUCGUCUGUUGUGAGUGGUUUGCUUAGUCUGUGGUUGCCUGAAACUAGGAAUGCUCCUCUGUACGAGACUUUGGAGCAACAAGAGGAAGAAGAAGGGUUGGAUCUUGCAUGUGUCGAAUUGGGGAAGAAUGUACAGGUGUCGUCUUCUUAGUGGAUCGUGUUUCUUCGGUUCUCCUUCGAACGGAAGAUUAAAGUAAUAAGUUGUUCAAUAUAGAAAUGCAAAAGAUACAUAGAUUUUGUUUUAUGCUUUUACUUGUUGAAAUUGUACAAAAGUUUGUUGAAAUAUUUGCUUUUAGAUUCUCUGUUCUGAGUUAUUGA